AUUUUUUUUGUAACAUAACAUGUAUAACCUCCCUUUCUCAUCCUCCUCCUUGUUCAUUUCUUUCUUCAUUCUCUUCAAAUUCUCUACCGAAUGUAAGAGCUGCAUUCUUUUCUUCUCGACUGAGGUGACUGCCGAAAAUCAAACAGCAAUCACAUCUUUGUUCAAUGAGAUAAAUAAGAUUGUAAAGAAGAGGCUUCUAGAUUCCACAUUGAGUGGAGUUCAGAAAGUCUCUUCCUGCUUUGAAGGACAAAUCUCUUAGAUUUGCAAGUUAAAGCAAACAAUAUCUCAAACAAAGAUAGCUCUCACGCCAAUCUCAUUAAUGGAGAAUUGUAAACCCUUGACAACAUUUGUGCAGACAGACACAAACACCUUUCGAGAAAUUGUUCAAAGGUUAACAGGGCCGUCAGAGAGUGAUACAACGGCCGGGGUAGCAGCAGCUGUGAAUAUUCCAACCUCAAAGAAGUCGAAGCUCCAUGAAAGAAGACAGUGCAUGAGGCCAAAGUUGGAGAUAGUAAAACCUCCUCUGAGCUUCAAACCUAUGAGAUCACCAUCACCAAGAUCCAGCCUCCCAAGUCCAGUGGGCAUGCCAUCGGCAAUCUUCUCAAAGUUGACACUUCUGGAAGAUGAAAACAGAGAAGAAACAGCCAUCUGUGAAUUGAAUGCGGAAGAAGAAGAGAAAGCUGUUAAAGAAGGACGGUUUUAUCUGCAUCCUUCACCGCGGUCAAGACCAGGAUAUACAGAACCAGAAUUGCUUACUUUGUUUCCUCUGACAUCUCCAAGGACAAGUGAAAAACCAUGAUUUCUGACUAGGCAGCUUCUGCAGUGAUUGAGUUCGUGGUGGCCUGCACAGCAACAUAUGUAGAGAUUGUUUGAAGAUGUAUUCGGCGUUUUUUCAAAAUCUGGCAUCAUGUCGAAAGAAGAAAGAAAUGAAAGAGAAAAGAUGUACUUUGAUAAAUCAAAAUUCUGCUU
Molecule: messenger RNA, 969 nt
Organism: Rubroshorea leprosula
Lineage: Eukaryota; Viridiplantae; Streptophyta; Magnoliopsida; Malvales; Dipterocarpaceae
Source: the annotation of a GenBank genome assembly